AUGGCCUGCACAGCUCUUUUCUUUUCUUUUAUUCAGAAAGGCAAAGAUGUCUUCUUUGGAGAAACUGAAGAUACCUACAUUACCAGUGCUAUCCAGGAGGGGGCUAACAUGGUGGAUGAUCCUAUAUACCAUACACUGAAAAGAAAUCUCCAAAGGAGGGGAAUAAUAGCUCCUGCUCUGCUGCUGGCUUUUUCAAAAUUUCCUGAACAAGAAAGUCAAGAUAUUUCCCAAGCAUCUGAAAGAAUGGAAACUUCAACACAAGUGCUGGAAAAAAAAGUUCACCAGAAGCAGAAACGCUCACUGCAUCCAAGUGAUCUUUUAUCAACUGAUUUGCUCAGCAUGAUUGCCAAUAUUUCUGGAUGCCUGCCUUACAUGCUGCCACCAAAAUGUCCAAAUAAUUGCCUAGCCAAUAAAUACCGCCUCAUCACUGGUGCCUGCAAUAACAGGGAACAUCCUAGAUGGGGAGCUUCCAACACUGCUCUGGCUAGAUGGCUCCCCCCAGCUUAUGAAGAUGGAAUCAGCCAGCCCAAAGGAUGGAAUCCCAACUUCUUCUUUAAUGGAUCUCAACUGCCAUUGGUUCGUGAAGUGACAAGAAAAAUUAUUCAUGCAUCUAAUGAGGCUGUUACGGAAGACAAUCUAUAUUCUGAUAUCAUUAUGGUGUGGGGACAAUACAUAAGUCAUGACAUUUCAUUCACACCUCAGAGCACAAACAGAGCUGCCUUUCUAAGAGGAGUAGAAUGCAAGAUGACAUGUGAAAACCAAAAAUCAUGUUUUCCAAUAAAGGUAUUUGCCAAUGAUACGCUAUCGACAGGAAGAGAGUGCAUGCCUUUUUAUCGUUCAUCUCCUGCAUGUGGCACUGGUGAUCAUAGCAUUCUCUUUGGAAAUCUAUCAACAUUAAAGCCAAGAGAACAGAUCAAUGGUUUAACCUCUUUCCUUGAUGCUUCCACUGUCUAUGGCAGCACGCCUGCUGUUGAAAACAAACUAAGGAAUUUUACAAGCAAAGAAGGCCUCCUUAGAACAAAUGUGCGAUAUUAUGAUAAUGAUCGGGAAUACUUGCCUUUUGUAGACCAGGUCCCAUCUCCCUGUGCACAAGACCCUAACUCAGAUGAAGCUGAAAGGAUCGAAUGCUUUAUGGCUGGGGACAGCAGGUCUAGUGAAGUAAUCUCAUUGACAGCUAUGCACACCUUGUGGCUGCGAGAACACAACCGCCUGGCUAAAGCACUGAAAAAACUGAACAGACAUUGGAGCUCGGAAACAGUUUACCAAGAAGCUCGCAAAAUUGUUGGUGCUCUACAUCAGAUUAUUACUGUAAGAGACUAUAUUCCAAAAAUCAUUGGCCCAGAGGCUUUUAAUCAGUAUCUUGGUCUGUAUAAAGGCUAUGAUCACAGAAUAAAUCCCAUGGCUUCAAAUGUAUUUUCUACCGCUGCUUUUCGAUUUGGUCAUGCAACAAUACACCCAAUAAUAAAGAGACUUAAUGUUCAGUAUCAAGAUGACCCAGACCUCCCAAAUCUUCAUAUGCAUGAAGUUUUUUUUAGUCCCUGGAGGCUCAUUAAAGAAGGAGGUUUGGACCCUUUACUAAGAGGUAUUCUAGCAAAGUCAGCAAAACUACUGAUGCAGGAUCAAAUCAUGAAUGAAGAAUUAACAGAAAAGCUCAUUGUAUUGUCAAAUAAUGGGUCAUUGGACUUAGCCUCAUUAAAUUUACAGCGUGGACGUGAUCAUGGACUCCCAGGUUACAAUGACUGGCGAGAAUUCUGCGGUUUACCAAGACUGGAAACUCAAACUGACCUGAACAUGGUAAUAGCUAAUAGGAAGGUAGCUGAAAAAAUCAUGGAAUUGUACAGCAAUCCAAACAAUAUUGAUGUUUGGCUUGGUGGCCUAGCAGAAAACGUCCUCCCAGGUGGUAGAACUGGCCCACUGUUUGCAUGUAUAAUUGGAAAGCAAAUGAAAGCCCUGAGGGAAGGUGACCGAUUUUGGUGGGAAAACAGUCAUGUUUUCACAGAAACUCAAAGGCAUGAACUAAGAAAACAUUCUUUGUCCCGUAUAAUCUGCGAUAACACAGGCCUCUCAGAAGUGCCACCUGAUGCCUUUCAACUUGGGAAGUUUCCUCAAGACUUUGAGUCAUGUGACAAUAUACCAGGAAUAAAUUUAGAAGUGUGGCAGGAAAGCAAUCAGCAAGAGGAAACAUGUGGAUUCCCAAAGGGAAUAGCAAAUGGAAACUUUGUCUAUUGCUCAGAAUUUGGAAAAUCCAUGGUGAUUUACUCAUGUCAACAUGGGUACCAACUCCAAGGAGAAGAACAAUUAACCUGUACAAGCAGAGGAUGGAAUUUUCAACCACCAGUUUGUAUAGAUAUCAAUGAAUGUGAAAACCAAAUUAAUCCAUCGUGCCACACAUCUGCUAAAUGCAUUAACACCAUAGGCGGCUACCAGUGUGUUUGCACAGAUCCUUACGAACUGGCAGAAGAUGGAAGAACGUGCUUAGAUUCUGGAAGGAUUCCUAAAGGCUCUUUAAUCUCCAUCAUUUUAGGAGUUACUAUGGUCAGUGGUUUGGCAGUAUUAAGCUGGAUAGUAAUUUGCCGGUGGACGCAGUCUGCUAAUGGAUCAGCUCAAGCAAACAUGUUAAAGGAUAGAACACAUCUAUCUGCAGAAACAGACAGCAAAAAACACCAUGAAAUGAAGACUUCACAGCCCAAUAUAUUAGUUGAUCCAGCUGAUAAGGAUCAUCCCAAUGGUCCCCAGAUACUACUCUGCAUGUAAUUAUUUUACUAUGUUUUAGAAGAUAAUGAACAGAUACAAUGUACUUCUUUGUACUUAACAUUUUUUAAAAAGAGCUAAUUAAGAAGCAGUUGGAACGAUCCAGAUACAUUUAUGCCAGACUGUUCUUCACUUUUGGUACAAAGAUCUUUCAUAACUAUUACAAUCCUGCAUUACACAUUUGUUUAGACUUUUGGUAGUACAUAUCACCAUUUAAUAUCAUGUUCCAAAUGAUGUUUCAUUUUAUUCUACCCCCUUUCUCAUAGUGCCACUAAAGCAAUUAAACCUGGAGAUAAUAUCUGUUGCAAAAGCGCAUCACAUUUUGCUUCUGAAAGUCUGAAAAAGAUGCUUUUCAUCUUUUAGUAAAGAGAAAACACAGAGGAAGUCAGAAACAGUUUUUUUUUUAAUUCUAGAAUAUUAAGUGAAAUAUAAGAAUAGAAAUACUUACUCCAUUUUAUUUAUUCAUAUUUUAUCCCAUCUAUACAUGUUGCAUAUUUAGCCAUUGGCACAGAUACUUAAAAUAUGAUCAUUUCCUUCCAUAGUACUCAUCUGAAUUAAUUGUACUUCUUUUACAUGCUAACCCUUAGAUAUUUUAAAAUUUCUUGAUUUGAAAAUCUCUAUCCUGGAAUUAGGAAUAGGUAAAUAAAAUGAAUCUAUGUGUUAAGAAAUAAGGAUUCAAACGUGACAAUUGCACUUAGACCAAGAUGUUGCAAUAUUUCUGACUGUCCUUUCUGCUGAUAUUCAUAAUUAGUGAUCCCUGCACAAGCUUCAUUUUUAAGACACAAUGACUUAAUGCCGGUUAUCUAUUUGUACAAUUUUCAAGGUGACUUUGCAGCUUACCCAUGUGUACAGCACCUGUAAAAAUGUCUAUAAAUAUUUUUCAUAUCAAUAACAAUUCUAACUGCAUUUUCAGAAAAAGAGGUCUCAUUUGUAGUGCUGUCGGAUGAUCUAAUUUUAACUAUUUCAUUAUUGCCCUGCAAAUCAGACUAUUUCUUCUGCUGCUACUCCUUUCAGAUAUUCCUCUCUCCUUUAGACUAAUACCAGACACUCCCAAGAAGAUGGAUUUUAUAUAUUAAUUUCUCAUUUGCAAAGGAACAUGAGAGAAAAAAAUACUUUAUUUGGAAUGUUUUUCAUACUAAACAUCAGAACAAGAAGAAAUACUGAACAAACAGGCAAAUGUAGAUUAUAAAAAACCCCAGAGCUGCUUCUUAUGAAUAUAGCAGUUAAAAAGGACAUAAUUGUCAGGGUGCAUGGAAAAAUAACUUUCCCAAGGCAUAAGAACAAAUAGAACCAUGAAAGCAUGCAGACAGCAGAAAACAAAUGACAACACAGAUUCAGCAACGAUUGAGAAUCACAAAGAUAUUUCAUUGACAAACUAUUUGUGUCACUGUCACUGCCAGUGGCUAAUGCAAAACUGUUUACAGGACUAGCAAUGAGAUUUUCCAGACUAGGUCUUCAGAUUUUUUGCUUGCCUUCUCUUUUGUCAACAUCACAACAUAUUUUCAAAGGAAUGGGUGAAUAAUGUUACUGCAGUAUAAGGCAGAAUCGCAAUGUACUAUGUAGUAAUACAGAUUUACUGUAAGACAUUACAAGAUAACUGGAAGUCUCUAAUGAUCUCCAUUUAUCACUUUGAAAUGACAAAUUCACCUUCAUCAGAGGGAGAGAACUAUUAAAUAUUGCUAUAACUAUGGCUCGUCUUAAACUCUAGAUCCGAUAGAAAGGAAACUCAACUGCAUGUUCUUUAAGGACUUGCGUGGUUGAUCAAUUUGCCAUAAAGUUGAACUAUUGACAGCUAAUUCAUAUUGCCUACUUUAAGAAUAUAGUGGAGCUAUCAUAAAUCAAGAAACGCUAUCAAACUGUUUAAAUGGUAGGUGAGGCCGGUGACAUUGCUUAUUAUUUAGCUUUACCAACACUCCUCAUGAUAAGACCCUGUUUACAAUUCCUUAUAACUUUCUCAAACUUUAAUCAUUUGAGCUGAAAUUUGCUAUGCUAGGUGGCUGAUUUAGGCUGAUUUUGAGGGCGGGGGGGAGAGAUUUUACCCAAACCAGUUCAGCCACUUCAAAGAAUGAGGAGCUAGGGAAAAAUACAUUGUUUUGCCCAUAUUAAAUUCUGGCAACCUUUUCUUCGAACAGUUCUAGUGCACCCAGGUUUUGAAAUUUGGUGGGGGUGGACCUCUGUGUCAGUGUUUUAUGCUGUCCCCUGUGCAAAUCUACCCAAAUUUGGCUAAAUUAUAAGCCUUUGGAAAAUCACAGUUCACAUAUAAGCAGUAAAGACUUACUAGACCCUCACAGCAAUGUAACCAUGCUGUAUGUUCAGCUUAAAAGGAGAGUGAUUGCAUGCAAAGGUCAUGCCAGUUGUUAUGAAAUAUCUUAUUAUGUUUGUCUUGUUGAACAAAAAGGGGGAGAUUUUAGAUGAUAAAGAUAAAUCUUACAGCGCCAUGGCAAGAGCCAUUCAAAAUAGCUGAGUUAUAAAUAAAAACACUUGAAAUGUUUCAAUUUUUUUUUUCAAGUUUUGCAGAAGUUCAUUGGAAGUUGGUCAUCUCCUCACCCCUCCCCCGCUUCUCACUCCCCCACAACCUAUAUAAUUGACAAUAUCAGCACAGCUUUUGUUGUUGUGGUUUAGUUCAGGACUGUGCAUUUGUGACUAGAUGGCUCUCCUAGUUUUUUUUUUGACUGCUCCUGCCAUGGAGUGCUGAGUUCACUGACUUAAGCUGAGUUACUCUGGAUUUAUACUACUGAGAGGUGAACCAGACCCACUGUGUGUGUAAUAUUGCAGAUGCAAUAUAGUAGUUUCAACAAUCUCUAGCCUCAUUUAUGAGAUUAAUUUUCAUCCUGCACUAAAGCUUCAGAAUUGGUGCCGAUUUUUACAGCAAAUGUAAUAAGCUCUUAAUAAAAUUUAGUUUAUUAAUAUUUUAUUGUAUGCAUUUUAAAGUGGCUUUGUACAACAUCCUGGGGUGAUUGCAUGGGGGAUGUUCUCUAAAUAUUAAUGUAAUUAAUUGUGUUUGCUUAAUGAACAAGUAUUAAAAAAGAAAUAACGCA
Chrysemys picta bellii (western painted turtle) is the source of this 5789-nucleotide messenger RNA. It is a transcript of the gene TPO, whose product is annotated as thyroid peroxidase. Gene Ontology annotation, cellular component: membrane. NCBI's taxonomy places the organism in Eukaryota, Metazoa, Chordata, Testudines, Emydidae. Gene Ontology annotation, molecular function: iodide peroxidase activity; calcium ion binding; heme binding. Gene Ontology annotation, biological process: response to oxidative stress; thyroid hormone generation. The record is from RefSeq and is a predicted model, not a curated record.